UGGAAGCGGAGGCAGCGGGAGGGGACCUUGUGGAGUAGAGGGGUAACAAGAUGGCGGCGGAGACGGUAGAGCUCCAUAAACUGAAGCUUGCUGAACUAAAGCAGGAAUGUCUUGCUCGUGGUUUGGAGACUAAGGGAAUAAAACAAGAUCUCAUCAACAGGCUCCAGGCCUACCUUGAAGAGCAUGCUGAAGAGGAGGCAAAUGAAGAAGAUGUACUGGGAGAUGAAACAGAGGAAGAAGAACCAAAGCCCAUAGAACUGCCUGUGAAAGAGGAAGAACCCCCUGAAAAAACUGUUGAUGUGGCAUCAGAAAAGAAAGUGGUAAAAAUUACAUCUGAAAUACCACAGACUGAGAGAAUGCAGAAGAGAGCUGAACGAUUCAAUGUACCUGUGAGCUUGGAGAGUAAGAAAGCUGCCCGGGCAGCUAGAUUUGGGAUUUCUUCAGUUCCAUCAAAAGGCCUGUCAUCUGACACCAAGCCUAUGGUUAACCUGGACAAGCUAAAGGAAAGAGCUCAAAGAUUCGGUUUGAAUGUCUCUUCAAUUUCCAGAAAGUCUGAAGAUGAUGAGAAACUGAAAAAGAGGAAGGAGCGAUUUGGAAUUGUCACAAGUUCAGCUGGAACAGGAACCACAGAGGAUACAGAGAAAUGUGGGACCACCUGGUUGCUAGCCUUUACUUCACCUGCUGAGGUCCUCCAACCACCGCCACCACCUUGCCACAUGUCCUCUCCACCCUGGCUGCCCAUCUCCACCUCUACUACCACUGUGGAAGAAUGUUUCUUCUUUAACUCCUUGAUGGGAAGAGAGGGAGAAAAACAUCAAUGUGUGGUUACCUCUUGCACGGCCCCUACUGGGGACCUGGCUCACAACCCAGGCAAAGAAGAGGAAAAGAGCAGAACGCUUUGGGAUUGCCUGAUGAGAAACUCCAUGUUUUCUGUUCUCCAGUGGUUUCCAUCUCUCUGAUUCUUCUUGGUCACAUACAUACCUAAACACACAGUUUUGUGCCUAGGUCCUGCCUCGCAUUAAGAGAGCAUGUACCCUGGGUGCACUGAUGAAUACAGUAGCAGUUUGACUUCUUGCUGUUCCAACUUUAA
Molecule: messenger RNA, 1090 nt
Organism: Artibeus jamaicensis (Jamaican fruit-eating bat)
Lineage: Eukaryota; Metazoa; Chordata; Mammalia; Chiroptera; Phyllostomidae
Gene: SARNP
Product: SAP domain containing ribonucleoprotein
Exons: 13
Coding region: 51-959 (302 amino acids)
Biological process (GO): poly(A)+ mRNA export from nucleus
Cellular component (GO): nucleus
Source: RefSeq, a predicted model, not a curated record